Molecule: messenger RNA, 357 nt
Organism: Penicillium coprophilum
Lineage: Eukaryota; Fungi; Ascomycota; Eurotiomycetes; Eurotiales; Aspergillaceae
Exons: 1
Coding region: 1-357 (118 amino acids)
Source: RefSeq, a predicted model, not a curated record
AUGAAUUCUGCGUCAUCCGUGUCCCCAGGCACUGCUGAAGCCAUUCCACCUGAAGUUGCCAUGGAGCAAUAUCUUCAAUGGCAUCAGAUGAAGCGCCGAGAUGAUCUUCCACCGUAUGGCAUCUUUGUUACCACGUGGCUGAUGCGAUACAAUAUCCUGGAAGAAAUGGGGAUUGCCCCGCCACCAUUUUCGGCUAUCAUUAUUUUGCUCAACCAGUAUCAGGAUGUCCCAGUGGUUAGUCAAGUUAUUUUGCCUGAAAUAAUGGCAAUGGGAGACCGGGCGCUCCAUCUUGAUCAGCGUGCACUCUAUGAAUAUUGUGAGCAGCUGAUGGAGUGGGAAGAUUCACUUCAAAUAUGA